AUGCCUGGGGUGCUGGAAGCCCUUGAGUUGGAGGUGGAGGCGGCGGAAGCGCAGAUUCUUGAGCCCGGUCACGGCUUUACAGUUCUCUCGCAGAAGUUGGAGUUCGAUGUGGAUUUCGCCUCACGUACUAUGGUAGGGAAGACGGAAAUUACCAUUCAGCCUACGAUGAAAGAACUGAAGACGAUAAGCUUGAACUGUCGCCAGUGCAAGUCCAUUCGCGCUUCAGUGGAAGGCCGACAGGCGCCAAUAGACCAUGUGGAUCCAUAUUCAGGGCUCUCACUAUAUCCUACGGUCACGGUCAAUCAGCAUCACUUUCUUCGUGCGAGAAUCGAUCGGCUGCGUGCCCAAAAACAUGAGGAACUCACCAUAGAUAUACCGAUGGGGGUGCAGAUUGAAGAGUUGGAUCCAAAUUCACCUCAAGCCGCCGAGAUCUUGCUAUCAAGGACUACAGGUGGCAGAGGAGAUGAAGUGGACGGCAAUGUAGGAGGUGAUUCCACAUUGUUGAAAAUGGAUGAUAAAGGAGGCCCGUUGUUCAGGCCCCUAAGAGUCAACAUCACAUUUCAGCUUGCAGAUAUAAGAGACGGGCUCCAUUUCGCUGGCAUCGAGGAUGGAGACUGCAAGUACCCGCAUGCAUAUACCAGGAACUCAGCACUCCCAGGCCGUGCCUCAUGUGUCUUUCCCUGCGUCGACAGUGCGUCAUCCAGGUGUCCGUGGGAAAUAUCAGUACGAUGUCACAAGACAUUAGGUGACGCUUUCCCGAAAUCCGAGCUCCCCGAUCCGAGGGUUCCAGAAACUACAUUGCGGAAUGGACUAUCCCCACAUGACUCUGUUCAUGAAGCUCUACCAGACCUAAUGGACCUCGACGAGGAAGAGAAGAACCUCGACCUGGUCGUCAUAUGCUCGGGAGAGAUGGCUGAUGAAGUUGCCGAUCUGUCCGAUGCCUCAAAGAAGAUUGUGUCCUUCUCAUGUCUCGAGCCUGUUGCUGCGCACCAUAUCGGCUUUGCUAUUGGUCCUUUUGAACAUAUUGACCUCUCCGAAUACCGUGAGAGUGACCAGGAUGACAUGCUGGGAUCUAACGCCAUUCGUGUCAGCGCGUUCGCCUUACCAGGUCGAGCAGAAGAAGUCCGCAAUACGUGCAUGACAUUGCCCAGCGCUACAGACUACUUCGUGAUAAACUUCGAGGAUUCGACUACAGAAGUUGUGGAUACUGCAUCCCUGACAAUAUGCAGCACAAGACUUCUAUAUCCAGAGAAAAUACUCGACUCGCUCGACACGGUCACAAGGACUUUGACAAAUGCAUUAGCAAAUCAAUGGAUUGGUGUACAUGUUAUACCAAGUCAACCAGAGGAUUGGUGGGUUGUCGUCGGGGGCGCUCUCUUCAUGACUGAUAUGUUCCUCCAAACCCUCUUCGGUAAGAACGACUACAGGUUUCGUCAAAAGUCCUACGCCGAUAGAGUCGCAGAGCUCGAUGUGAAGCGCCCCUCAGUCUACGACCUUGGAAAGAUUCUCUUCGUUGACCCAGAAGAACUCGACUUCAUGAAGCUCAAAGCGCCUGCCAUACUGUUCAUACUCAACCAACGUCUUAUCAAGGCGAGCGGACGGAAUGGUGUCCCCCGGUGCAUUCACCGGAUGCUGUUGAACGCAAAAACUGGUACACUUCAGAACGGCGAAAUCUCCACCGCUAGCUUUAUGCAUAUAUGCGAGAAAAUUGGCCAUAUGAAGCUCGAUGUCUUCUUCCGGCAGUGGGUCUACGGCGCCGGUUGUCCGUUGUUCUUUGUCAGUCAAAGAUUCAAUAAGAAGAAGAUGAACGUGGAAAUCAACAUCAGACAAAGUCAGAUGCAACAAGCAGAAGCAUCACCAGAUGAGAACCUGACCUCGCUGAAUUUUAUGCGGGAAGUAAAGGAAGAGAACCAUCAAGCAUAUGCUGGCCCGGUACAGCCUGUAUUCACCGGUCCUAUGACCGUUCGUAUACAUGAGGCUGAUGGUACUCCUUACGAGCAUAUCAUUGACAUCAAAGAUGUGACGACGAAAGCGGAGAUUCCAUAUCAUACGAAAUACAAGCGUCUGAAACGAAGCAAGAGGGCUAAGGAGAGAGCUGCUGCUGCUGCUGGAAUCGAUGUCGGCGGAGACAAUGAGAACGAUGUCCUCAUUUACUGUCUAGGCGAUGUUCUUCAAACUGAAGAUGAGAUGAGAGAUUGGUCGCUGGUUGACUGGCCAAAGGACGACGAGGACAAAAUGGGGCAAGAAUCAUACGAAUGGAUACGCAUGGAUGCAGAUUUUGAAUGGCUGGGUCGCAUCCAGGUCGCUAUGGAGGACUACAUGUUUGUGUCUCAACUGCAACAAGACAAGGACGUCGUAGCUCAGGUCGACUCUGUUCGUUGGCUGUCAGCGGCACACCGACUACUGAAACCGUUAUAUUCAACUAUUCUUACUCGAACGCUUGCCGACAGCCGAUACUACCAUGGAAUCAGGACAAUGGCGGCUAAUGCUCUAGUGACAUUCGCUACUACCAGGAACGAUUGCAACUUCGUUGGCAAGACGCAUUUGAAGAAGGCGUUUACAGAGAUGUUCUGCAACCAGGUCAAUGGUAGUGCCGUCUCGCGGAUGAAUGACUUUUCCAAUCGUGCGGCGUAUAUCAUCAAGCUGUCUAUCAUCAAAGCGAUGGCUAGGAUCAAGGACGAUAACGGCCAGGCCCCGAGUGAUAUCUCGCACUUCUUCCUGGAUCGGUUGCGAGACAAUGACAAUUCGGAGAAUGAUUUCUCUGAUAACUUUUACGUCGCUGGUCUUAUGGAUGCUCUUGCUGAAACGUUACGCGUCCCGAGAGUCAACAGUGACGACCUACAAGCUGAAAUUGACGACCUGGAUGUUCUCGAAAGCGCUAACAACCUCUUCAGCCGAUACCAACGAAGCGACGAAUGGAUACCCUCAUUUCAGAAUGUUUACACGAUCACCGCACUACAGUGCCAACUGAAGUUAAUGGUCAGGGGUGCCAUACCAAGGAGAAUGUCCGAGUUUAUGCAAUAUACCCGGCCUGGCAAUUCAGACCUGGUCCGACUGAAAGCGCUGGGUUGCUUGACACAGUUUGGCAUGCUCCGAAAUAGUGCAUUUGUGAAGUUCCUUGUACACCAGUUGGAAGCCGACCCGUCUCCAUUCGUGAGAGAACAAGCAUAUCAGAUUCUUGGACGUGGUCUUGGUCAAUUCGCGACAGGGGAACUGACGAUUGAAAGUCGGCCGGUCCGACCUACUAAUGUUCAAAACGUCGGAUUCGUGGUAGAACAAGAGAUGACUGCAGAAACAAAUCCUGAAGGUGUCGAACAGCGCAACAAGUCUUUGGAUCUCGCGAAAUCAGGCUUGAAGCAAGAUUUGGGUAACAAUGAGGUGCUCAAGACCGCCAUGGAAUCCGCGUUGAGGUCAUCGAUAACCGGCGUCAAGGAGAUCGAAGAUCUGCUUGACGUCUGUGGCCUGCUUUACGAUACUGUAGACAAACUAGUCAUCAAAGUCCGGAUGCCACGCUACUGGCGGGUGACAUACGCCGGCGAGGGCCGACUUAUUUUCACUGAAAGCGAGAGAGUACUUCCAGGACAGCUCGCGAUACCCGAUGGUUCUAUCAUUCCAACAGUUGAACCAAUCCCACCCGUCGGUAGCCAAGUGGCGCCUUCGCCGCUUGCAGAAACGAAGCCCCUAAAGAUCAAAUUCUCAACACGACCUUCAGACACUGGAGUAAGCACUGCUGCCCCAGUAAAGCGUCUUCGUGACUGGGAAACCCAGUCAUCGAAACCUUUGAAAACUCCAAAACCUCGAUCUUCAGGUUCACAUAACCUCCCACCUCCCUCAACACCAGCCCCUCCGCAUAUAACCACACAACAACGAAGCAACAGUAAAACUGCUGCAACACCACCCACUGCGUCAGCUGCGGCCGCAGCUUUCGGUGCCAUCGGUUUGCCGCCUGCAAAGAGACAAAAGAUGAGCCCUCCGAAGUUUGACACUAAAGUUCGAACGCCAACGAAUGCUCCUCCGCCCGCAUUUGCCAGCGCAGCGGCAGCAUUGAUGGGCGGUGCAACUGGGGCAACGCAGAGUACUCAGAUGCCUGAGACUAAGACUCCGAAGCUGAAGCUCAAUUUUGGGCGGAAGCCUUCGCAGCCGCAGUGA
Pseudovirgaria hyperparasitica is the source of this 4149-nucleotide messenger RNA. RefSeq lists its product as uncharacterized. The coding region runs from base 1 to 4149 and encodes 1382 amino acids. Gene Ontology annotation, molecular function: transcription cis-regulatory region binding; chromatin binding; RNA polymerase II general transcription initiation factor activity. Gene Ontology annotation, cellular component: transcription factor TFIID complex. NCBI's taxonomy places the organism in Eukaryota, Fungi, Ascomycota, Dothideomycetes, Acrospermales, Acrospermaceae. The record is from RefSeq and is a predicted model, not a curated record. Gene Ontology annotation, biological process: transcription initiation at RNA polymerase II promoter. The transcript is spliced from 4 exons.